Ctenocephalides felis (cat flea) is the source of this 1917-nucleotide messenger RNA. It is a transcript of the gene Usp14, whose product is annotated as ubiquitin carboxyl-terminal hydrolase 14. The transcript is spliced from 12 exons. Bases 255 to 1700 code for a protein of 481 amino acids. The record is from RefSeq and is a predicted model, not a curated record. NCBI's taxonomy places the organism in Eukaryota, Metazoa, Arthropoda, Insecta, Siphonaptera, Pulicidae. Gene Ontology annotation, molecular function: protein binding; proteasome binding; cysteine-type deubiquitinase activity. Gene Ontology annotation, biological process: protein deubiquitination; proteasome-mediated ubiquitin-dependent protein catabolic process; regulation of proteasomal protein catabolic process.
UUAAUGUACAUAUAACCUCUGCGUGAAUGAGAAUGUAAUUCCGGACGUUAAAAUUUCAUACUCACGGUCUAAGUUUUAUUGAACUUGCUUACUCAGUCAGUUUUAUGUUAUUAGCACUAUAGAAUUAGACUCCAUAUCAUAGUGUUUUAUUUUAAUUCUAUGCCCUGUGCUCAAAAAAUAAACUUACAAGCGUGACGUUCGGUUUGCACAAUAAGAUAAAAGUACAUAACCUUAUUCUACAAUCGUAACUAAUAAUGCCGACUUAUACUGUGACUGUAAAAUGGGGAAAAGAACAAUUUCCUGAUAUAGAAGUAAAUACCGAUGAAGAUCCUAUGCUAUUCAAGGCACAGCUUUUUGCCUUAACUGGGGUUCGACCUGAUAGGCAAAAGGUGAUGUGCAAAGGUGUAGCUCUCAAAGAUACUGAUUGGGGAAAAAUGCCUAUCAAAAAUGGUGCAACAAUCUUACUUAUGGGGACCAAGGAAGAAUUACCUGAAGUGCCUGAAAUUAAAACCAAAUUUGUAGAAGAUAUGAAUGAACGAGAAUUAGCCACAGCAUUGGAUUUGCCAUCAGGAUUACUUAACAUUGGUAACACAUGCUAUAUGAAUGCCACAGUUCAAUGUUUGAAAACUGUUCCCGAAUUACGGAGUGCUCUUAAAGAAUUUAAAGGGUCAAUAUCUUUGGGAUCUGAGCAAUCAAUGUCUGCUAAUAUAACCAUAUCCUUGCGUGAUUUAUAUGAUACAAUGGAUACUGGAGCACCUAUACCUCCAAUUGUUUUACUGCAAACAUUUCACAUGGCAUUACCAAGAUUUGCUGAGAAAUCAGAUCAAGGAGAUUACACACAACAAGAUGCGAAUGAAUGCUGGACUGAGUUGAUCAGAAUGUUGCAACAGAAUCUUCCAGCAACAAGUGGUUCAACUAAUAAAUCUAUAAUAGAUCAAUAUUUUGGAGUUACAUUUGAUGUUGAAAUGAAGUGCACGGAGUCGGAGUCAGAAGAACCUACCAAAAGCAAAGAGAAUGUUUUACAACUGAGUUGUUUUAUAUCAGCAGAAGUUAAAUAUUUGCAAUCUGGAUUAAAAUCAAAAAUGCAUGAAGAAAUUAGUAAGUUUUCCUUCAGCCUGGGACGAGAUGCAACUUAUACCAAAAAUUCUUUGAUAAGUCGAUUGCCUGCAUAUUUAACAGUGCAGUUUGUGAGGUUUAAUUACAAAUAUAAGGUAGCAAUUAAUGCUAAAGUUUUGAAAGAUGUUAAGUUUCCAAUGGAUUUUGAUGCAUUUGAACUAUGUACCCCAGAACUUCAGGAGCGAUUAACACCAAUGAGAUUAAAAUUUAAGGAAGCUGAAGAUUCGGUUUUAGCAACUAAUACAUCAGAAAACCAAGAACAAAGCACAAAAGCAGAUACCACAAAACUUCCUUUCAGCUUUGAAGAUGAUCCAGGUAGUAAUAACAGUGGUUAUUACACACUGCAAGCAGUAUUAACGCAUCAAGGCAGAUCCAGCAGCAGCGGGCAUUAUGUAGCCUGGAUUCGACAUAAAGAUGACACAUGGUUGAAGUGUGAUGAUGAAAUGGUCACCACUGUAACUCCUAGUGAUAUAAUUAAACUAUCUGGAGGAGGUGAUUGGCACUGUGCGUAUGUCUUAUUAUAUGGUCCCAGAAUUUUAGAACAACCAGCAGUUAAAGAAACUAAUCAAAGCGAUGAAAAAUAACUCAAGAUGUAUCAAUUUUGUAACUAGCUAUUAUAAAUAUUCUGGAUUGCAUUUGGAUCUAUCAUUGACUACAAAAAUUGACUUUUGUAUUGGAUAUAAUUCAUAUCCUAAUUCCAUAUAAUUUGUAAUUAUGAGUGUUCAAACUUUUAAAUAUUAUUUAGAAAUCCAAAACUGAUAAACAUAUACAAGACUAAUUCAAGCUUCAACUGAUUUAACA